GGAGCAUCGAAUAUUUCCCUCAGCCCACGCCCGUCUCUGCAACGCCCACAUCCACUAUGAACGACCGUCCGCGUACCUCCUCCUCCUCGGUCGACCGCGACAGCGCGGCUCCGAGGCCAAAAUCUUCCACUCUGAGCCGGCCAAAAGCUCAGCUUGCAUGCGACCCGUGUCGGCGGAAAAAAAUCCGAUGCGACCGUCAACGGCCUUGCAGCAAGUGUGCGGCGAUGUGCCCGGAGGAUUGCACGUAUCCGCUGGUGCCCAGUAAUCUGCUGCCCACACGCCCCAAGAAGGACGGGGUGAGGCUCAACGCGCGCAUCGAUCGCCUGGAGCGACUGAUGACCAGCAUCUCAACGGCCGGCGGAUCCAAAAGCCUGGUCGUAUCCCCGGAUGACGCUCGUGGCGCAUCGGCAUCCGCAAGUGAUGCGUCUGACACGCACGCGCGAAUGCGAGACGAUGAAGACGGCGUACGUUUUCUGAAAGCGUCGCACUGGGAGACGGUGCUUGAUGAGAUUUCCGACCUGAAGAGCGACCUCGCGGGGAUUGCCCACUCUCCCGAGAAAACGCAGGCUCACGGCUGCUCUCUCCUACUGCUCGGCCCCUGCAGCGACGUUUCCAUGCCCGAGCUCAUCUGUUCCUUGCCAUCUCGACAAGUCGUAGAUGCAUUGAUUGAAAUCCUCGCAGAUGAUGACAUUCCGUCGCUCUUGACCACAAUUCAUAUUCCGACUUUCAAGCGCGAAUGUGAAACGUUCUGGCACGAUCCCAAUGGAGUCUCUUUGCCAUGGCUCGCAUUGCUGUACGCCGUCAUGUGUUUGGGGCUCAUGGGUGCGAUACGUUUGGGCGUGCAGGUGCCAGGGAUUCUCCUGCCAGACGCGUCCGUACGCACGUACACGACCAGAGUUGCACAGUGUCUGAUCAAGUCUGAUUCCUCAAAGCCAAACACUCACACCAUCCAAGCAAUGAUCCUGUAUCUUGCAUGCGAACACUCCAAAAACGUCGAAAACUCCUUCGGUGCGAGGCUGGUAUUCACCACAAUCAUCCAGCACGCCUUCCGCCUUGGCUUCCACCGCGAGCCGCGACAGUUCAAAGACAUGGACUUUCUCGAAAGAGAGAUGCGUCGCAGAAUCUGGGCUUUCAUUGUUCAAAUGGAUCUUCUCCUCUCCGAGAAAUGCGGCCUACCGCGGGUCAUCGACGCACGGCAGACGGACACGGCGGAUCCGAUGAACUUGCAUGACGAGGACCUGGAAGCGGGCGCAUUCCCACCGCCGUCUUCGAGGCCAAACACGGAGCCGACGAGAGUUUCGUACAUGAAGUACAAGGUGAAGAUUCUCAAGAUGCAAGGAUCCUGCCUGGACAGAAUCAACAGCCCCCAAGGGCUCUCCUACCAAGAUAUCCUGGAAACAGAUCGCAGCCUUUCAGAGAUUGCCGACGCCAGGCCAAUGUGGCUCACCACGUUUGACAGCCUCGAUGGCAGUAUAGCUGCGCACUCUUGGGUGUAUCAGGCCAUCGAGAUUGAUCUCAUCAUCAAUCGUGCCCGAAUGGUGCUCCACAGAAGUUACCUCGUCCCAGCGCGCUCGCAGCCGAGCUAUGCCUACUCCCGUAGCGCAUGUCUCGAAGCCGCAGAAAAGAUCCUGCGCCACCAGACUACGCUGUGCAGACAUGGAUCCAGCACCUGGCGCUUCGUCUCGCUGGUGAGCCAUGAAUUUCUGCUGGCAGCGGUGAUCAUCUGUCUUGAUCUCGAUCAGGACCUGAAAUUGAAUACACCCACGGCUCGAAGCUCACAAAUGUCCCAACACAUCGAUCUACUUCACCAAUCAUAUCGGGCCUGGACUGGAGUGCAAAGCUGGGGCGAUGCUGCUGACAAGGGAGCGUCAAUCGUAGGCGCCAUGCUGGAGAGAGUGCGACAAUGUCAAGACGCCAACAUCUCCAACCCGCCGGUAUCCAACAAUGCCGAUGCAAUCAUACCCCAAAACGGGAGUCACGACUACGCUUCGAGUUUCGACGUUAUGAAUCCUGCCGAAUUCUCGUCGGUGCAGGCCGGCAAUGGACUGACCUACACAUCUGCCAGCAUUCCAGAUCCCGUUCAGUUUGAUGUCAACAUGUUCAACACCGCACUGUAUGAUGCUCCAACCGAUUUCGAUUGGAUGGCGUGGGAUGCGCAAUACCCCGGGACGGUGUUUGAUUUAUAGUGAUUAGAACCCUGUAUACAUUAGUCUACUG
Molecule: messenger RNA, 2217 nt
Organism: Neohortaea acidophila
Lineage: Eukaryota; Fungi; Ascomycota; Dothideomycetes; Mycosphaerellales; Teratosphaeriaceae
Product: fungal-specific transcription factor domain-containing protein
Exons: 4
Coding region: 57-2186 (709 amino acids)
Biological process (GO): regulation of DNA-templated transcription; DNA-templated transcription
Cellular component (GO): nucleus
Molecular function (GO): DNA-binding transcription factor activity, RNA polymerase II-specific; zinc ion binding; DNA binding
Source: RefSeq, a predicted model, not a curated record